Lactuca saligna is the source of this 1136-nucleotide messenger RNA. Lineage: Eukaryota; Viridiplantae; Streptophyta; Magnoliopsida; Asterales; Asteraceae. The record is from the annotation of a GenBank genome assembly.
CUUUUAUCGUGACACGUUUUGAUAACUUCCUUGAUUACGUAAAAUAACAUCUCCCCCUAAUAAUUCACAGGGAGGUCCUGAAAUUAUUUGCCAUGGAUUUCCUUAAAAGUCAUCAUCGCCACCACAGCUCGGCCACCAGUCACCGAUCAAUCUCCGACACCGAUUCCCAACUCGACGAGUUCCACUCCCCUCUCCGCGCCGACUCGCCUCUCCGCUCCGACGACUUCUCCUCAUCCGCUUCUACAGCCAUCGUCGCUGUUGACAAGUUCCAAAACCCCUUCAGAUCUCCGCUUUCCAACAGCCAAAAAUCUUCUCAUACCAUCAAUGUCUCGCCGCUUGCAAAAUCUCAAUCCCCUGCCAUAUCGUAUAACCGGUCAGUGAAGGAAGAUGUGUUGACCGGCGGAAAUACUAAAGCAGGGCCACGCGGUGUUGAAGAUGGCGGAAUACCUCCCGGUAAUGGAGGAAAUAAGAAAACAAGAUUGCCGGUAAUGUCAAUUGUCAGGAAGUCAAGGAGCGAAGUGACAAUUGAAAGAGCAGCUUUAGGAUGCAGAGUAUGUGAAGUGAUUUUAAGCUUGAUUGCUUUUUCCGUGAUGGCUUCCGAUAAAACUCAAGGAUGGAGUGGUGAUUCCUUUGAUCGAUACAAAGAGUACAGGUACUUGGUAGCAGUGAAUGCUAUCGCUUUCACAUAUGCAGCAUUUGAAGCCAUUGAUAUGACAUGCCAUUUAAUCUACGAAAGACAUAUUGUCACAUAUCUUCUUCGUUUUCAUUCCGAGUUCUUUAUAGAUCAGAUAUUGGCGUAUCUGUUGAUUUCGUCAUCAUCUUCAGCGGCUACAAGGAUCGAUGACUGGGCAUCGAAUUGGGGGAAAGAUGAGUUUACUAAGAAGGCUUCUGCAUCUGUAGUGAUGUCUAUUUUGGCUUUUGUUUGUUUUGCGAUUAGCUCUCUUAUAUCUGGUUAUAAUCUGUGUGAUCAAAGCUAUAUUUGAUCUCUGAUAAUGGAGGUUAAACAGAUCAAUUGUAAAGAGUUUGUAAAUUGUACAGACUAAUUAAUAGAGGGAUGAAGAGAACAUUUUUUUUUCUUUUGAAGUUUGUAAACAAUUCGGUUUAUUGGGUGAAAUAAAAUCGACCACUAUUUAACA